Messenger RNA from Dromaius novaehollandiae (emu), 4124 nucleotides. It is a transcript of the gene CCNG2, whose product is annotated as cyclin G2. The record is from RefSeq and is a predicted model, not a curated record. Gene Ontology annotation, cellular component: nucleus; cyclin-dependent protein kinase holoenzyme complex; cytoplasm. Gene Ontology annotation, biological process: mitotic cell cycle phase transition; regulation of cyclin-dependent protein serine/threonine kinase activity. Gene Ontology annotation, molecular function: cyclin-dependent protein serine/threonine kinase regulator activity. NCBI's taxonomy places the organism in Eukaryota, Metazoa, Chordata, Aves, Casuariiformes, Dromaiidae. The coding region runs from base 869 to 1981 and encodes 370 amino acids. The transcript has 12 exons.
CGCGGGAGGGGCCCGCCCGGGCUGUUCCCCACGGCGCUGGAGACUUGAAAGUUGCAUUUAAAGCACUCGCAGAACAAUGAGCCCUUUAUUUGCGGACACCUUCUUCCCGCAGAUGCGAGCGCGCAGCAAAAGCGUUUGCACUGCUUUCACGGCCGUCUGGUGUCUGUCGGUCUGCUUUUCUCCUGCCGUCCAGGUUGCGGCAAAGCGCCUGGUCACCGCUGGCGUCUCCUUUCACUGCCGUGCAAGCUGCAAACAGUUCGCAGCCUCUGCCUUGCUGUCCCACUGACAGAGCCGAAGACAGAGUUCCCUGAAGUAUUAGGUUAGCCGGGAUGGCCUUCCACAGCCUCAGUCUCCCUUUUUUUUUUUUUUUCCUGCUGGACUUGAGAACUGGACAACUCAAUUUUUUCCCUUUUCCGUUAACGAGCUUCAGUAAGCCAUCUUUAAAAAUCGGUUCAUGACCUGUAGGACUUUACACAACAAGGUAAGCUGAAACAUAUGUUUUGCGCUGUGGUUUUCUUUAGCAGUCUGAAGGAGAACAUCUAUACUGCAUCUCUGUGAUGCUUCACGUGGCAAGACAUACUUGAGAAUGUGGAGGAAAAAGCAGCGACUGCCAAGGGAAUUUGGAUAACACAGGCUGGACUGAUGAGCCUUAUCCUGCAAGCAUCACAUAGGUGACACUUGCAGCUGCCAGAAGUCAGUUUGAAGUCAACUCCAUUAAUGGGCUCUGUCAAGCUGUAGCCUGAGAAGAUUUGAUGCAACCCCCCUACGUCUAGCACUCUGCUAGGGGGUAGAUAAGACCAGCAUAGUUGCCAGCUGUUCACGGUAUUAGCCAUAUUCUUCCUUACGCAUCAGACCCUGGAUUCCCACUAUGCAUAAAUCUACCAUGAUUAUAAAGAAGCUUGGAGACGCACAACCUGAAAUUCUCCAACACCAGAUAAUGAAGGAUCUGGAGGCCGGGGAGAAGAUGAGCAGUGAGGCGCUAUGGCUCUUCAAGCAGCUGAAUCUCCACCUGGAGCAGGAGGGGCGGUUUCAGCCCCGCGAGAAGGGGCUCAGCCUCAUCGAGUGUGCGGCCGAGAAUGAAAAUACUCUGUGCCCGAGACUAAGGAAUGUCAAGGUGGAAGAUCUUUGGAGUCUGACCAACUUUUUUGGUUUUGCAACUGAAACAUUUGUUUUGGCUGUUAACAUCCUGGACAGAUUCUUGGCUCUAAUGAAGGUGAAACCAAAGCAUUUAUCUUGCAUUGGAGUCUGUUGUUUCCAACUGGCUGCCCGAGUAGUUGAAGAAGAAUGCAAUAUUCCAUCUGCUCAUGAGAUCAUCCGGAUCAGCCAAUGUAAAUGCACUGUGUCCGACCUGAAACGGAUGGAAAAGAUAAUUUCAGAGAAGCUGCACUUUGAAUUUAAAGCUACUACUGCCUUAACCUUCUUGCACUUGUACCAUGCUAUUGUACUCUGUCAUACCUCAGAAAGGAAAGAAGUAUUGAAUCUUGACAAAUUGGAAGCACAGUUAAAAGCUUGCAACUGUCGUCUAGUCUUUUCUAAAGCAAAACCAUCUGUCUUGGCCUUGUGCCUUCUCACUCUAGAAGUUCAGACUUUGAAAUCUGUUGAGCUGUUUGAGAUCCUUCUGCGUGUUCAAAAGCAUUCAAAGAUAAGUGAUAGUGACCUACUUUACUGGAGGGAACUGGUCUCGAAAUGCCUAGCAGAUUAUUCUUCUCCUGAAUGUUGCAAGCCAGACCAUAAAAAGCUAGUUUGGAUUGUUUCAAGACGUACGGCCCAGAAUCUACAAAACAGUUACUACAGUGUUCCUGAAUUGCCAACGAUACCGGAGGGUGGAUGUUUCAAUGAAAGCGAGAGUGAAGACUCCUGUGAAGAUAUGAGCAGCGGAGAAGAAAGCCUUAGCAGUUCUCCUCCUAGUGAUCUGGAAGGCACCUUCUUCUUUGACCUCAAACCUAAAACGAAGUGGCAAACUCUUAACUCUCAGUCUUAGCAUUAAUGCUUGAUAGUUCUAGGUUAGGAAUUUUAAUGCACCAUAGUGUUUUGGCAAUAAUAAGUGAGGAGGUAUACUCUAUAUACUGUCUGUAUUAAGGCAAGAGUUGCCAUGGUAUAUCCAAAUACUUAGAAUGCCUGCCUUGUGUUGUUCUAACUUUAAGGAGAAACUUCCGUUCAGGUCCCAGUUCAGCAAAAAGCUUCAUGUGUAGUUCUGCUGUCAACAAGGACAAAUGUUGCGGAGUACUGUGCCAUUAUAGUUCUGUUAAUAAGGUCAAGUGCAAUUGUGCACCUGGGGUUCCUCAUGCUCAGCAGCUAAAUGGAAGUCAGCAGUGUGUCUCUGUAGCAGUGGAGGCUGACAGCAUACUGGGCUGCAUUAACAAGAGGAUAGCCAAUAGUUUGAGAGAAGUAGGGUUUUCCCCCCUUUACUUGGCAUUUGCUAGAUCUCGUCUGGAAUAGUGUGUCCAGUUUUGGGCCUGCAGUAUGUAAGAAAGACCUUGAUCAACUUGCUCAAGUCCAACAGGGAGCUGCCGAGGGGUUUGAGCCCCGAGGGACCUGGGUUUGCUCAGCCUGACAAAGAAAGGGCUUGGGGUGGGGGUGAUGGCAGGGGAUUGAAUAGCAGCUGUUCAGUAUCUAAGAGGAGGUUAGUGAGAAGAUGAAUUCAGGCUCUUGACAGAGCUGAAUGGUGCAAGUAUGAGAUGGUGCUUGUAAAUUGAAAUGGGAGGUUCCCAGUUAGGGGAAGAAGUUCUCUGUGGGGACAGUCGAGCAUAGGAACAGGGCCCGGAGGGGCUGUGCAGUCUCUGUUCUGGGAAGCUGUCAGUGCUUGAUGCAACAAAACCCUGAGCAAGCUGGUCUGAACUCAGGAGGUCUUUAGUCCAACCUCCUGCUCAAAGUCAAUACUAAGGACCCCUGCAUCCUGAAGUAUUCUGUGAUAGUCUUGAAUUGGGUGAAUGGCUUGUGUGGGAGCGAUGGGCAUACGCAAAAGUACCACGCCAAAGUGAUGCUUUACUGUCAAAUGGGCCUUUCUUUAAUACUGAAAUUGCUUUUACACUACUUCGUAUGUGCUAUGCUUCUUUUGGGAAGGAGCAUUUUAGCUGAUCUUGUGUUUUGUACUCAAAGGGCAUUUUUAAAAGCUUAUUUUUUCAUAAACUUGAGGAAUCCCUGUUUUAAAGUAGGAAUAUGCCUAGUAAGAGUGUAGUUCUGGUAAGAAUGGAGGUUUUCCUGUUUUCAAUAUUAGUCUGUUUCUAAAAAGGAUAGUGUGAAGUGUGUGACAGGGCUUACUUUCAUGUUUUGUUUAAACUAAUGCAAACUAGCUUACACUGAAAUUUGCAUUGUAUACUUCAGUGUGUUUAAACUCCUAGUGUUAAUAUGUCAAUCCAUACUAUUAGAAUAGGCUUAUUAACAUGAUAAAUUUGGUAAGUUGACAUUCCUUUAAAUAUUUAACCCCUGUAGUUGAUUUCAGUAUCUUCAUAUUAUUGAUUGAGUCAUAAUCAGACUUGUUUGCAUGCUUAUGUAAAGCAGUUAGUGCAGGAAAAGUUGAUAUUAUGCAGUAAUAUCAGGUAAAUGUGAUGUUGAAGUAGUUGAUGUAGUGUUUUUUCCUGAACUUUUUAUUGAAGCACACAAACUUUAGUAUGAUUGCAUUUCUCCAUAUUGAGAAUAUGGCUAGGUAGCAAGUGAAGAAAUUCACUCAGAAUAACGGUGUGAAGUGUGGUGGUGCCAAAGUAGAAAUGAAGGGGCAAACAAGCUAAUGGCGGUUGUUUUGUAGAUUACUGUUUAGAAUGAUAUGAGCAGUGCCAUAAGUUCAUAACUGUUAUGUGCUUUCAUUUUUUUAAAAAUAUAAAAAGUUUACAAAAAUGUAUAUAAAAAUGUAAAUUAAAAAAUGUACAGAAAAAAAUUUAAAACAAAAAAUGAGCAGAAAAUACUGUAUUUUUUUACAUUGUAUGUAACUUUUUGUAGGUAUGUUGCAUGUAGAUAUUAAUUUAUUGUGUACUCUAUGAUAAUAUUGUACAUUUGAAGACUUCUUACUGCAAGUCUCUGCACCUGGAAGCUCACUUCUGAAACAGAGUACCCUUGUUAGAGGUAAUGAACCUACUGAGUUUUGUUUCAGUUGAGAAUGACAAUAAACCAAUUGCUGUAUUUGUUAA